This is a messenger RNA of Paramecium sonneborni, 4844 nucleotides long. The record is from the annotation of a GenBank genome assembly. Lineage: Eukaryota; Ciliophora; Oligohymenophorea; Peniculida; Parameciidae.
AUGAAAAGCAAAGAGUAAAUCAAUCAGAUUGUCAAUUCUCUCAAAUAUAAAUUCUUCAAGUAAUCCAAUGACUAUUUAGAGUUGUUUAUCUAAUUUUGAAACGAUGGGCAGAUUAUCGUUGGCUUACAAUUCUAUUGUGCUUUAUAUAAUAUUUCCAAUACACUUAUUUAAAUUUCGGUCUUAAAGUUCAAUACGUCUGGUAAAACAAAGCCUACAGUGAUAUGAUAAAUCUAUUAGUAAAGUAUAUUUAUUGUCUAUCUAGAUAUUUCACAAUAACAAUAUCUGUGAAGAAUGUUGGGAUUAAUAAUUAUUUGACAGUCUUUUACAUAUGUUUUGGUUUAGUACUCCUUUGCAUCCUUUUAAUCCUGCUUCUAGCAUUUGUUAUAAAGAAUUAAAAGCUAUAGAAACCUCCUUUGUUGCUACUCAAAUGUUUAUUAAAGGUAAUACUCUCAAUAGGAUUUUGGCCAAUCGUAAGGAUGCAAUUUGGUUUAUUAGCAUGUGAAUAAAAUAAAUAAGGUAAAUAAGUUAUGAUGUUUGAACAAUCUUAAGAAUGUUGGACUUCUGAAUAUUACAUCCAUGCAGUCAUUGCCAUUAUAGGUUUAAUACUUACUUUGUUAUUCUCUGUAUUAAUGGCUUUUAUUACUUAUGAAUCAAGAAAUACUCGCUAAGAUGCUAGUGCUAUGAGAAAUGGAAGAUCAUACACUUAAUUGCUUGUUUACUUAUUUGUAUAAAUUAUGGUAUAUCAAUUAUUACCUGCACCUUAAUAUACAAUUAUCAUAAUACUUGUUUUCCUUACUGGGAGUUCUUUAAUAUUCAUAAGUGCUCAUCUUGCUUAACCUUAUUAUGAUUCACUUAUUCAAAAAAUGUGGUCUAUUCUAUCAGCUGUUAAUUUAUGGACAAUUAUAAUGAUGUUUUAUUCUUAUAAAUUUGAUGGAUAAACAUUCUAAAAAACUAUAUAAGCAUGGUUAAUUGGAAUACCAUUAAUUAUUGGAAUAUUGAUAUUCAGAUAAAAACAUGCUGUUGAUCUAUUAGAAGCAAAUCUAAAAAAGUUUACAAAUGGAAUGCAAAUCAUUCUUUUAUGUGAGUAUUUAGUUUUACUUAUGGAAAAAUCACAAAAAUGUUAAAGAUCACAACUUCUCUUAGAUAGCUAUAUUGAAAUACAUAAGGAAGUUUGCAAUCGUACUGAUUGUAUUGUUAAAUUAAAAGUUGAAUUGGCUAGCAAAUACAAAGAAAAUCCAAUAUAUACUGAUAGAAAUCACAUUAUUAUAGAAUUAAUUUGUUAAAUUUAUCAUGAAGGAAUCAAGAAAUUUCCAGAUGAUACUCCUCUUAGAUUAAGUUAUAUCUAUUUUCUUUUUAAUUAAUAAAAAUCUUAUUCUCUAAUUAUGGCAGAAUUAAACUAAGCUAUGGAUUUUAAGCCUACUUUUGAUUAUGAAUUUUAAAUUUAUAGAUAUAAAACCAUUAUUGAGGAAGAAUCUUAAAAAAAAGCUGAAUUAUUUGAUUCUACCAAUUAUUUAAUUUAAAAUAAAGAAUUUAUCGAACAUCUAGAAAUUACAGCUUUAAAAGUAGUAGAAUUUUGGAGUGCAUUAUCGGAGGAAGUGCCAGAUAUGAGUAAAUUAAUGGUUUAUGGAUUUAAAAUUAUAAGAUUAUAAGAAGAUAUUGAAAUCAAAUGGAAUAAAUUAUAAGAAAAUAAAUCUUUAAAACUUUAUAAUUAUUUAGCUAAAUUUUAUUUAUUAGUAUUAGAUGACUAAGAAAAUGCCCAAAAUUUUUAAUAAUAAUAUUGGACUCUUCAAAAAUCAAAACAAUAAGAAUUAAAUGAAUUAGAAGAAAUUUGCAAUCAAUCUACUCCAACAUUAGUAGCAUUAGCAUAAUUUCAAAAAAUUAACAUUUAUACCGUUAAUAAAUCCCUGUGUAGUUUGUUAGGGUUUUCAAAAACAGAUUUAAUUGAUAGAUCUAUAAAUUAAAUAAUACCAAAUAUGUAAAAAAGUUAUUCAUUUAAUAUUUUAGUUUUGUUGAAAAGCACAAUGAAUGUCUUGAGUUAUUUAUAGAAAACAAAGCAAGAUAUUCAAAGUAAUUUAUUACAUAAAGUGUUUAUUUAUUAACAAAGAGUAAUUAUAUUUUACCAAUUUUUUCGACUGUAAAAUUACUUUAAGCUGAAAAUAAUUAAUUGUUUUUCAUUGCCUAAUAUCAAUAAUCAUUUAGUCCUAAAUAAAUAUGUUAUUUACUUUUAGAUAGAAAAGGGUAUAUUGAACACAUUUCAAGUUCAUGCAUUUUGUUAUUAAGAUUAGAUACAAUAAGAAUUAAAAUGAGAAAAAUCAAUAUCAAAGAAUUAUUUCCUGAUUUUCAUUAAAGAAAAGAUGAAUUCCUAUCUAAAAGCGGAGCCAAAUUACAUGUUAAUCCACACAUAAUGAAAUAUAGUACCAAAACAGUAGACACAACCUUCAGUUUUUAUGAUUAGAUGGAAUUUCAAUGUUAUUUAAACUAUAUUUAAUUUCCAUGUUUAAAUGAUAAUAAUUAAUAUGGUAUGGCUAUGAAAUUAGAAUAACUUAAAUUUAAUAAUGUAGAACCAUCAUUUAUAAAAUUGCAAAUACCUUAAUAAAAAAGAACUAAAUUUCCUAUUUUUCAAUAUUUACCUCCAACCGUUUACUAUAUGGAUUAUUUGAGUCUGACUUAAAUAGAAGAAUCAAUUGAUAAUAGUCGUGUUGAAGAUAAUGGAUCAAAAAUAUCAAAAAUUGCAGAUUAUUUUCUAAUUGCUAAGAAAAUGACUUAAUCUCUAAAACAUUCCAUAAAUUUGGAUGAUGGAAUUAAAACUAAAAGAUUAUGGGAUGGUUAAAUAAUAGAUAUAGAAGAUAAUCACAUUGAUUCAUAAGAAAUAGAAGAAGAAGAGAAUGAAUUAAAUCAAAAAUCAGAAUAUUAAGAGAAAGAAAAUGAAAUUUAAGAAUUUCAACACUAUUUCAAAUUGUAUUAAUCUAAAUCUUCUAUUAAAUCACUUUUAAUAAAUUCAAAAGUUUCAAAGCCAUUAAAAUUUAUAAAUUUAUUUAUUCAGAUAGCAUUAUUCACUCUUUAUACUUCUGGUUUAAUAGUUUUUUUAUUUAAUUUAUAAGAUGACACUAAAGUAUCAAGUAUGAUCUUUAAUUUAAGUUUAACUAAUAAACGCUUAUCAAAUUGUUUAAUGAUUAAUGCUGUUUUGUAGGAUUUAAGAUUAAUUGGUUAUGGAGAAGUUAAAAAUUUUAGAUCAGAUUUUGAUUAGUUGAUUUCUUAUAAUUUAAAAUUGCUGGAUUAAGAAAUAUAAGAGAUUAUCUAAAUUCAUUCUAAAUUAAGUAUUACUGAAACAUAUCUAAAUGAAGAAUAUAAAAUCUAUGAAACAAUAUAUUUUAGUGAAAAUAUAGAUCUAGUUUCAUCAGAUGGAUUAAGUUUCAAUUAUACUUAUAAAGAAGCUAUAGAUUAGUUGAUAGCUAAAGCAAUUUAAUUGAAUUAAAAAUAGAUUACUUUAUUUAAUGAUUCUAAUGUUGACUUCUUUUACUUCAAUUACAAUACUUUAAAUUCAAUUGUGAGAAAUUAUCAUAUUCCUUUAAAUUAUUUAUAUUAUGCAGUAAAAUCUGUUGCUGAGAAUUCACUUGAAAAUAAAAUAGCUUUUUUAAUACUUCAAACUAUAAUUUAAUUUAUUACUUAUCUACUUAUAGCAAUUUAUUUAAUACACUUUAGUUAAUAAAUUCAAUAAAUCUAUUUGUUUUAUUUUGAAAUCAGUGAUUAGCAUAUUCGUUAAGUUGUUUAAAAUUGUGAAAAAUUCUUAUCUUUAUUAAAUGUUGGGGAAGAUGAAUAGGUAUAAUAUAAAAUAUGCAUAUUAGGAAGAAGAAUAAGAAGAAAAUUAAUUGCUUCAUAAUAAUGAAUAAGAGGAAUUAAAAAUGGUGAAUAAGAAAAUUAAAAAGGUUUGGAAAAAUAGCAAUAUCAAGUUCCGAAAGCUUAUGAUAACGGCAUUUUUCAUCUUUUUAGUUUUACAAAUUUACUUUGUAUAUUAAUAUUAUUCAGCACAAUAAGUUGUAGAAGAUACAUAUAAUCUAUGUCCAAUUUUGAAUGCUACAUCACUUUUAGAAUCUGAAUAUAGACUUGGAGAUAAUGCUAUUAGAGAAUAUAUUCUUAAUCCUAAUUAAAAUUUAUUUAGUACAUCCCCUUAAAUAUUUAUUUAAAAUUAUUUUGCAAGAUUGUAAGAUGUAAAUGCAGAAAUGUAAACAAUCUUUACUCAAAAUAUUGAUUUAUUUGAGCAAGAUUACAUAAAUGUAUUUCAAUAAUUAUAUAUAUAAAAUCCAUGUCCAAUUUUGGGGUAGUUAUAAGAAUUUAUAACAGAAGAAUAUUGUAAUACUAUUUUAGAUGGUGCUAUUUCUGAAGGAUUAUCUAUUGGUUUGACUAAGUAUUAUGAAAGUCUAAGAAUUUUAUUAAUUGGAUAUGAAUAAUAAAGAUAUCUGAAUUAAACAGAAUAAGAAAAUAAAUAUUAUGGAAUAUUAUUAUUAAGUACCAAUUUCAGUAUAGAAAUAAGAACUAUGGAAAAAAUUAUCAUAAGAUACACAUAACGAUAUUUAAUUGAAAAUCUAGAAAAAAGUAUUAGCGAUUCAUUUAAUAAAUUAUCAAUUACAAGAGGAACUCUUUUUAUUUGUUUUACAUUUUACAUUUUUUUAAUUGUAUUUUUCUUAUGGAUUCCUUCCAACUCAUCAUUGAUAAAGUCUAUGUAAAAAAGCAGAACUCUUUUAUUACUUAUGCCGAUGUAAAUAUUAACAAAGUAAAAUUUCUAAUAUAUUUAUGCUAGUUCAACUCCAAUUAGAAGAUAUUUAAGAGCUGUUUUAAAUAAUUGA